UGACCCACUCUCCUCACGCUCAUCGUCGCCCUCCCGUCGUCACGCUCCUCCACGCUCUCGCUAUGGCACUAGACUACCUUCGUUCGUACCAGCACCAGUAGCAAGGUGUCUGUCAGCCCUUCCAAUACCAUGCCUACGACUGCGGACACGUACACUCCUCAUCCUAGCACCCCUCCUCGUCGGCGCCCUUGUUCUCGCCCUGUUCUCAGCGUACGAGCCUCACAUCGAAAUCACAUUCUACCCCCGCUCGUGGAUAUCCUCCGCCAUCGACAUCGACACCCUCCCACCCGCCCUCUUCACCGCCGUCGAAAAAUGCUUCCACCCAGACCACCUCGACCCCACAUACCCCAACAUAUCCGCCGUGCCCAGCGAGCUUGAGAUCCUUUCAGGCAUGGCCAUGAGGCUCGGCACCGACUGCUAUGACUUUGCAGGCUCCAUCAAGUCUGCGCAGCCCCAGUCUGUCGCGGCGGAUGCACCGGGCGAGAAACGCAUCUUCCACACGUACUGGCGCGUCGACCUCGCGCCGUUCUCAGAGCGCCAGUCGCAGAUGCUGCGCUCAUUUUUCGCCACGCAGAGACUUCACACCUCGCGCCUGAUUCUGUGGACGAAUGGCCCCGGGCUCGACGAGAAUGUGUUCGUGAAGCAUUAUCUGGACCGGUACCCAGACAACUUGGAGGUCAAGGUCGUGGAUAUGCAGGCGCUUGCACAGGGGACGGCGAUGGCCGAUAGUCCGCUGUUGGGGAACCACGGCGUGGAGGACACGAAGGCGUGGGUUGAUGGAGACAUUGUGAGGUUGCUGGUUAUCUGGGCGAAUGGUGGAACAUGGGUGGACAUGGACUCGCUCCUCACGCGCGACCUCAGCCCUCUGCUUGAUGGCGAGUGGGUCUCGCAGUGGGACUGCUACGACAAGCUCUACCGCCCGCUCAACGGCGCACUCAUGUCCUUCCACAAACACUCCCCCUACCUCUGCGGCGCCUUCGAGCUCAUGGCCAGUGGACCCCCGCCCCGCGCGGACAGCACCGACUGGGGCAGCACGCUCUACCUCCGCCUCUGGCGCAUCCUCGUCCGCCUCGGCGGCGACGCCUCCGUCCCGCUCAACCUCCUCCCCUCGGGGCCCUACCCGCCCCCGCGCGGCGCCCCUAUCAGGCCGUUCAAGAUCUUGCCCUGGUGUUUCUCGGACGGGCGCUCGUGCAGGCUCGACUCGCGCCUGCCGGAUCCGUUCGAGAAGGACGGGGGCGGGAGCGGGAGGUGGUGGCGCGAGAAGGCGGACAAGGCUGUCGCUGUUGCCGGGACGAAGAUGGGGAAGGAGGUGCAUGUGUCUGGGUCGCCGCUCGAUCGGGCGUUGCAUCAGGUGUUCGCGGUGCAUCUGCACAACCAGUGGGAGAAGUCGUUUCCCAAGGAUGGAUGGGUUGAGCGGCUGAUGCUGGAUCGAUACACCGAGGUUUUGGGGGACGGAGGGUCUAAAAACCUCUAGAGUUCCUUCGAAGAUGACAUUGUUUAACUGUUAUAUAAGUAUUGUAGAACUUUACUAGUGUCCUACAAUCUUCACGAGUGUACAU
Messenger RNA from Coniophora puteana RWD-64-598 SS2, 1559 nucleotides. RefSeq lists its product as uncharacterized. Gene Ontology annotation, biological process: glycosphingolipid biosynthetic process. NCBI's taxonomy places the organism in Eukaryota, Fungi, Basidiomycota, Agaricomycetes, Boletales, Coniophoraceae. The record is from RefSeq and is a predicted model, not a curated record. The coding region runs from base 392 to 1474 and encodes 360 amino acids. Gene Ontology annotation, molecular function: hexosyltransferase activity. The transcript is spliced from 2 exons.